AUGUCUGGCGAACUCGCUGAUAUCGGCCUCAUCGGUCUGGCUGUCAUGGGCCAAAACCUCAUCUUAAAUAUGGCCGACCACGGAUUUACCGUUUGCGCAUUCAACCGUACUGUCUCGAAAGUUGACGCUCUUCUCGCCGGCGAGGCACAAGGAAAGUCCGUCAUGGGUUCGUACUCUGUGGAGCAAUUCGUCUCUAGUCUCAAGAGACCACGGCGUGUUAUGCUGCUUGUACAGGCUGGUAAGCCUGUCGACGACUGGAUCAAGAUCUUGUUGCCCCUCCUCGAAGCGGGGGAUAUUAUUAUUGACGGCGGUAACUCCCACUUCUCUGAAUCGAGCCAAAGAGCCAAAUAUCUUGCCCCUAAGGGUAUGCGAUUCAUCGGCGCUGGUAUUUCCGGUGGCGAGGAAGGGGCUCGCUUAGGUCCCUCAAUAAUGCCUGGAGGGCAUGAAGAGGCUUGGCCCUUUGUACAGCAUAUCUUUCAGAGUAUUGCCGCACAGAGUGAAGGGGAAGCCUGUUGUGAAUGGGUUGGUGAUGAAGGUGCUGGCCACUAUGUCAAGAUGGUGCAUAACGGCAUUGAGUAUGGUGAUAUGCAGCUUAUCUGUGAGGCGUAUGAUAUCAUGAAGCGCGGCCUGAAAAUGAACAACAAGGAAAUCAGCGAUACAUUUGCUAAGUGGAAUCAAGGUGUGCUCAACUCAUACCUGAUGGAGAUCACGCGAGAUAUUUUCAACUUUGACGACAAAGAAGGCUCCCCUAUCAUCGACAAGAUCCUUGACAAGGCCGGUCAGAAGGGUACUGGGAAGUGGACAGCUGCAAACGCUCUCGACCUUGGUGUUCCUGUCACCCUAAUCGCGGAGGCUGUCCUUACCCGCAAUCUAUCUGCUAUGAAAGAAGAGCGUACAGAGGCAUCGACCAAGCUCAAAUUUAUUAGCCGCCUCAAUGUCUGUGACAGUAACAAGGGGCAGGAGCAGGAGCAGUUCCUUGAAGACCUUGAACAAGCCCUCUACGCGUCGAAGAUCAUCUCAUACACCCAGGGAUUCAUGCUCAUACAGGAGGCCGAACGAAAAUACGGCUGGAAAUUCAAUAAGCCCUCAAUCGCCCUCAUGUGGCGUGGCGGGUGCAUCAUCCGCUCAGUCUUUCUAAAGAACAUUACAACAGCUUACCAAAAUAACGUUGAAUUGGAGAACCUUCUUUUUGAUAGCUUUUUCAACAAAGCUGUCUAUAAGGCACAACCCGGCUGGAGGAACAUUGUUGCAAAGGCUGCCCUCCUUGGUAUUCCGAUACCGGCUUUUUCAACCGCACUUUCAUGGUUUGACGGGUACCGUACGAAAGAUCUUCCAGCAAAUUUGCUACAGGCACAGCGCGACUACUUCGGCGCACAUACUUUCAGAGUGAAGCCUGAGGCUGCAAAUGCCAGAUAUCCAAAGGGCGAGGAUAUCCACGUUGACUGGACUGGACGGGGAGGCAACGUUUCGGCUUCGACUUACCAAGCGUAG
Molecule: messenger RNA, 1491 nt
Organism: Diaporthe batatas
Lineage: Eukaryota; Fungi; Ascomycota; Sordariomycetes; Diaporthales; Diaporthaceae
Exons: 5
Coding region: 1-1491 (496 amino acids)
Biological process (GO): pentose-phosphate shunt; pentose-phosphate shunt, oxidative branch
Cellular component (GO): cytosol
Molecular function (GO): phosphogluconate dehydrogenase (decarboxylating) activity; NADP binding
Source: RefSeq, a predicted model, not a curated record